AUGCACCUCCGCAAAAUCCCCUACUCCCUCGUGUUAACCGACACCGCCGCCAUAGCCGCCAACACUGACUCCUCGAACCCAUCUUCCCGCUCCCAACGCUUCAGCACCGCACGCCACCGUCUUGAAGAAAUAACCCCCGUCGUCCCAUCAAAUCCACACUUCACCCACGAACCUCCUCCUUGGACAGCAUACGGCUACACACUCUGGCACCCCCUAAUCGCCUCCUCCCAAAACCUAACCGAAUACCACGAGAUCCUCCUCCCUAGCUUCCUCUACGAGGAUCUGUUGCGUUGUCACAGCGCCUGGGUAUCCACAUCCCGCAUCCACACCUCUCUCCUCAACGACGUCGUCGAAACACUCCUCUGCACUAAAUCCGGCAAGAAACUCGCUAGCCUCCUUGAUGGAAAACGGCAAUGGUUCAUCCGCCUCGAUCAGAUGUCGCCCAAAGACUCGCCCAUGGGAGGUAAGUCACCCAGCUCAACCUGCGAAGACGUCAUCACGAAGAUAUGCUCCAGUAUGCGCGCGUACGGCUGUUUGACGCGUGAGUUUGAAGAUGCGAGGAAGGAAGGGAGGCAGAUGAAGAUUAAACUCGUGUUGAAUCCGUGGGACGAGGGCAUGGAUCCUGCAAAGGAGUUUCGCGUGUUCGUUCCGUCGCCGGCUGCGAGGACGGGGAGAGAGGCGGUUGCGAGCGAGUUUGAGAUCAGUGCGAUUAGCCAGUAUAGGUGGCCGAUGGGGUUUGAAGCGCCGUGGGGGUUUGAUUUGCAGCAGACUGUUGAGUUGGUUGAUGGAGGGGCGAAGAAAGUGUUUGGGGACAUUAUGGCGUUUGCUGAGAAAGAGCUGAGUAGGAAUAUCGUGGGGUUACUUUUGAGGUAUGGGUUCAGUUAUGAUGUUGCGCUGCAACAAGAUGGGAGUGUGCAGUUGGUGGAGAUCAAUCCUUUUGGCGCGCUGUCGGGAUGUGGGGCUUGUUUGUUCAAUUGGGUUUUAGAUGGGAGGGUGCUGUAUGGCUUGGAAAAGCCGGAAUUCACUGUGACGGUGGAGGAAGAGUAGGAUGGAUAGCUGUGUAUGGGUGUCUGUGCAUUUGGCACUAUAUACUUGGUGUUGGCGGUUCAUUGAACCUGAUGGUGCUUCUUACGGCUGAAG
Molecule: messenger RNA, 1140 nt
Organism: Alternaria rosae
Lineage: Eukaryota; Fungi; Ascomycota; Dothideomycetes; Pleosporales; Pleosporaceae
Exons: 1
Coding region: 1-1047 (348 amino acids)
Source: RefSeq, a predicted model, not a curated record